AAUAGGGACGCUGUACGCUCGUGUCGGCGGAUAGUCCAGCUAUGGCCAUCCUUCAACUGCGGUCGCUGUAGCAUGUCUGUGGACGGCCUCCAACCUCUCUCGCCUAUCCUAGCAGCGCGGAUUCCUGUGGAACUACACCUCGAGAUCAUCGGCUGGCUCGCUUGUGAUCGACACAGUCUACACAUCUGCGCCAUGGUUUCGCGAACGUGGUAUCCGCACAGCGUUCACCUGUUAUAUGAGAAGGUCGAUAUCGGUGCUCUGAACACGGUCAGCUCAAUGGCUCAAUCGGCUUUCAAGCACGAGCGCGUGAGACACAACCUCGUAGGAACUCUGGCACUCGACUUGGACGGAGCGUCCGAGAUCAAUUCAGGACGCACUCUCGAAUCUGCACUCGUCGUCCUAGCAUCAUUGAUGCCUUCCCUGCAGAAACUCACGCUCAGACAAUGUCUUCCCUGCCCUCUUCACACCUCAUUCUAUGCCGCACUCCGGGCUUGCAAGAACGUCACUGAUCUCACGCUCUGCGGGGUAGUGCUCGAGAACUAUCGCGUCCUGUUUCGUGUCCUGUGCGGUUUCCCACAGCUCCGCCGGGUUGCAUUCGAAGGCAACCUGCGCUUUUCUCAUGCCACUUCUCCGUCGCCAGUCGAUUCAGUGCUCUUGCGCCGCAGCAAACACCCAACUAGCUGCGAAUUACGGCACCUCCGCAUCAGUGUCUCGAACAAAGCCCUCGUCAUCCCGCUCGUUCAAUGGCUUGUCGAUUCGUCACUACACACGUCCAUUGAAUCUCUGGAAACGCGCGUCGCAGACAAGCAUGUGACCGUACUGAACGAGUUGCUUCAAGCUAUAGGACCGUCCUUGGUACACUUCCGAGAGCUCGUCGCGUUGAACAAAAAAUUUGCUCAUCUCGACUUGCGUCAUAACACGUCCUUACAGACGAUCGAGCUAUACAGCGGGCAUCGCUCCCUCACGGACAUUGAGACGGUGCUGCAAUUGACCCGGGCCCUUGCAAGUGUCGGUAGUCCGCGACUGACACGGAUCGUACUCAAAUGCGGCGAUCAUCCAGGAUCCUGGAAGCCUAGCGCCAACGUACGAGCUUUCGACACCGCCGACCUGAUCCCCUUGCAUGCUGUGAUAGGAAGACCCGUCUUCGACGCGCUGCGCGUGGUCCAGGUGGUCGUUUGCCGGAAGAGGUCGCAAGACGUGGUAGCGGUUAUGACUAUUAAUAGACUACUCGCCCCGUGGUGUGCUCGCGGGAUAGUGUCUUUCAUUUGAGGAAGAGGCAGAGAGGGACGUACUUAGUUUCAUCGAGGACUUUGGCCUUUCGGAUACCAUGUAGGUUAGAUGCUGUCUACCGGUCCAUGCCCUCGGCGCAUCGCGGGCGUGAGAUCUAUGCGGACGAACUAUGGAUAUGAUUGCAUAGUAAAUGCAGGAAGU
Molecule: messenger RNA, 1431 nt
Organism: Fomitopsis serialis
Lineage: Eukaryota; Fungi; Basidiomycota; Agaricomycetes; Polyporales; Fomitopsidaceae
Exons: 2
Coding region: 73-1269 (398 amino acids)
Source: RefSeq, a predicted model, not a curated record